UUGCAGACUCUGGCACCCUCUUCCAGCCCGGGCAAGGCCCGGGGCCCUGGGCAGCCUCCAGGUGCAGUGCCCUCCUGUGGGCAGCACCCUCCCUGCUGCCCUGGGGCAUGUCUCUACUCACCAAUUAUGAGGGGCUUCGGCAUCAGAUAGAGAGGCUGGUGCGGGAGAAUGAGGAACUGAAGAAGCUGGUGCGGCUCAUUCGGGAGAAUCAGGAGCUCAAGUCUGCAAUCAAGACUCAGGCAGGCAGCCUUAACAUCAGUGGGCUCACCAGUGGGCUUGGAGAGAUGGCAGCAAGUCCCUCCCAACGCCAGGGUGUCUUCCUGCCCCCGUCCCCAGCUGCAGCAGCAAACGAACAAGUCCUGGAAGAAGUGGGGGUUGUGGCCCUGGCAGACAUGCUGAGCAGCCCACAACCCAGCCCUGCAGUGGGCUCCUUUGUGAGCCCCAUGAUGGGCCCUCUCAACACGCUGCUGUCCAACCCGGUGCCUGUGUCACAGAGCAGCCCACUCACCAGCCUCCUGACCGGCCCCCUGAGCAGCCACCUGGCCAGCCCCUUAGCAAUGACCCCAGGGGGCACCCUGACCAGCCUGCCCUCUACUGGCCCCCUGAGCAGCCACCUGGCCAGCCCCAUCACAGUGACCCCUGGGGCCACCCUGACCAACUCCCUGGGCCUAACCUCCACCGGCUCCCUGAGUCCAGGCAGCCCCUUGGCCAGCACCCUGGCAGGCCCCAUGGCUGUGUCUCAGAGCAGUCCCCUGAUGGCCCCCAUGGCAGGCCCAGUAGCCGUCCCUCUGAGCAGCCCCCUGCUCACCUCCGCAGCCCCCCUAAGUGUCUCUCAGAGCCUUCUGGCCAGCCCCACGGGCGGCCUGAUUGGGCCAGAGGCCCCAGGGGUACGGCUGGCAGACACGCUCCAAGGAGGUCACUCUGGGCCCCUUUCCUCAGCUGGUGCAGGGUCCACCAUCAACUCCAAAGUCACAGCCAGUGAACACCCCCAGCCAAUCCAGGAACCAGAACCCCUCAGCGUGACAUUUGUGGGUGCACCCCUCCAGACCUCCACCCCGGUGGGCAUCAUGGCCAUGCCUGGUCCCACAACAGCCUUGUAUGGCACCGCGGAUGCCCGAAUCCAGCCCGGUGUCCCCCAGGGACAGAUGGUCCCUGCCUCUAUCCCUACCUCCCCAACUGCCUCUCCUGCUGGCACAGUCCCUGCCCCCACCCCCCAAGCUGCCAACAACUGCACCCCCUCAGGCACCAUCCCCACCCCUCCCCGAGUGCAGCCCUCUCCCAGCCGGCCCUUGCCUGUCCCCCAUUCUCCUCCACGCAACCCCCAAUCCUCACCACGUACCUCAUCCUCCCCGGCUUCGGUGAAUGACACCCGGGGGUAUUCACGUACCACGGAACCAUCUCGGAAAGGCCUCCUGGAGUUGGAGCGGAAGAUGGCCCACCGCAAGACGAGCAAGUUCCCCGAUAGUACCCGAGAGUCGAAGCAGCUGGCCUGGGAGAGGCUGGUGGGAGAGAUCGCCUUCCAGCUGGACCGCAGGAUCCUGUCCAGCAUCUUCCCGGAGCGUGUCCGCCUCUACGGCUUCACUGUCUCCAACAUUCCAGAGAAGAUCAUCCAGGCAUCCCUGAACCCCAGUGACCACAAGCUGGACGAGGAGCUGUGCCAGACACUCACUCAGCGCUACGUGAGCAUCAUGAACAGGCUGCAGAGUCUGGGCUACAAUGGGCGGGUACAUCCUGCGCUGACAGAGCAGCUGGUGAACGCGUAUGGCAUCCUGCGUGAGAGGCCUGAGCUGGCCGCAUCAGAGGGCGGCUCCUACACUGUGGACUUCCUGCAGCGCGUGCUGGUGGAGACAGUGCACCCCAGCAUGCUCACUGACGCGCUGCUGUUGCUCUCGUGCCUCAAUCAGCUGGCACACGAUGAUGGCAAGCCAAUGUUCAUCUGGUGACGCUGGUGCCCGGCUGGCCAGGCUCACUCUGCCCCACACCCCUGUACACGGCCAUUAAAGCUUCCCACAAAUAC
This is a messenger RNA of Ictidomys tridecemlineatus (thirteen-lined ground squirrel), 2017 nucleotides long. NCBI's taxonomy places the organism in Eukaryota, Metazoa, Chordata, Mammalia, Rodentia, Sciuridae. The record is from RefSeq and is a predicted model, not a curated record.